AUGCCAUCCGGAACAGCUCCUCCAGCUGCGGGUGCGCAAGCCCAGGAAGGCGGUAUGAGUCCUAUGAUCAAAUCCGCCGUGCAAGGCAUCGCCAUUUUCGUUGGUAUGCAAUUCUUGAUGAAGCAAAUAACUGGAAAUAAGGGGCCUGCGACUGCUACUACAACCGAUGCCUCUGGAGUAGUUAUGAAAGUUCCAGCAAAUAAUGGUGAAAUCCCCCCAUACUAUGCGCGACCAGACAAAUUAGAUGAAGGAGCAGUAUGGAGUCCCAUUCCUCAGAGAAUUGCACCGAUGUGGCCUACGGAUAGUCCUCUUGAUAUCACUAUUGUUGUAUCCCCCACUUUUGUCGCGGAACCUAUUGCAAAAGUACCAAAGGAGAGAAUCGUACUGGAUGAGACUGGAUUCGCAUUUGGAGAUUACAACCAACACCGAUCAAUUGAUGCAAGCUUCGAUGUUCCGUCUGAGGUGCAGAAUAAUGGCACACUUUGGGGUCAUUUCUAUAUUGGAAUUUCUGGAAGUAAAUUAGAUCCUGCUACUCCCGGCUAUGAUCCCACAAAGGCAUUUCACUUUGUGCAUCCUCUCACCCAAUACAUUGCGCAAAAGAAAAUAAGAAAGACCAAGAAUCUUUUGGCAGCUGCUGAAGAGACCGAUGAGCCUGAAGAGGAAAUUCCUACUGGACCUGUAAUCAAAUCUCACUAUCAUCCUAACUUUACAAUGUCCUUCAUUCCAGAUUCUGGCGUCAUGGACUUUCCAUCUUUACAUCCUGCUGUUCGUCAAUAUGUUCAUUUGGAGGCAAGUGGAGCUAGAGACGGCACCGGACUCAAUGGAUGGUACUAUCCACUACUCUUCGUCAACACUUUUUGGCAACUGAAGACUCACAUGACAGUUCUCAAUUCAACAGUCACCAGACUUCCCAUUCAUAUUGACCUCCAGAACUUUGCCAAUUGGAAAUUUACCUUGAUGGCAAGUAUGGACGAAGGCGCGAAACAAACCGCUAGAAAUGCUGCUCAAGGACAAGCACCACCCGGUGGCGGAGACGGUAGUGAGUUUGAGAUGAUCAAGGAAGUUUUAUUAGAUACCAAUAUCUAUCUUUUGGCCACCACGGUUAUUGUUAGUAUUUUUCAUAUGAUCUUUGAGAUGAUGGCCUUCAAAUCCGAUAUUAGCCAUUACCGAAACAAGAAAAACAAUGUUGGAAUCUCAGUUCGUUCAAUUCUCGGAAACGUCUUCAUGCAAGGUGUUAUUUUCUUGUACUUGAUGGACAACAAUGAGAAUACUAGUUGGAUGAUUUUGUUCACUCAAGGAAUGGGGAUCGUACUCGAGUUCUGGAAGAUCACCACGGUGGUCAAUGUUCGUAUUCGCGAUGCACCAAAUUCGAUCAUACCAUACCGCAUCGCUUUUGAAGAUAAGCAUGUUCUCUCCGAGACGGAAGAAAAGACCAAGGAGUAUGAUGCAGUUGCUUUCAAGUAUAUGUACAUGAUUGCUGUUCCACUUCUCAUCGCCUAUGGUGCAUACUCCUUGAAAUACGAAAGUCACAAAUCUUGGUACUCUUUCGUAAUCGCAACUCUUGUCGGAUCCGUCUACGCAUACGGAUUCUUGAUGAUGGUCCCUUCAUUGUACAUCAACUACCGACUCAAGAGUGUUGCACAUAUGCCAGGUAGAGCUAUGAUGUACAAGUUCUUGAAUACAUUCAUCGACGAUCUUUUUGCAUUCACUAUUAAGAUGCCAACACUACAUCGUUUGGCAACACUCAGAGAUGAUGUCAUCUUUUUUGUUUACCUUUAUCAAAGUUGGAAGUAUAAGGUUGACUACACCAGAGUCAAUGAGUUUGGACAAGGAGGUGACGAUGAAGAGGUUGAGGAGAAGAUUGCCAAUCAACCUUUGAAGAGUAUCCCAGGCGCUGAUGCGAGCGUCAAGGAGGGGCUUGAAGGUGCCAAGGUAGCCGAAAAUAAGGCAGAUGCAGUUAUUGGUAAAGCUACAGGAAGUUCUAAGAAAGAUGGAGCAACGAAAAGAAAGUGA
Botrytis byssoidea is the source of this 2013-nucleotide messenger RNA. RefSeq lists its product as uncharacterized. Gene Ontology annotation, cellular component: membrane; endomembrane system. Lineage: Eukaryota; Fungi; Ascomycota; Leotiomycetes; Helotiales; Sclerotiniaceae. The record is from RefSeq and is a predicted model, not a curated record. The coding region runs from base 1 to 2013 and encodes 670 amino acids. The transcript has 4 exons.